Molecule: messenger RNA, 2886 nt
Organism: Aspergillus terreus NIH2624
Lineage: Eukaryota; Fungi; Ascomycota; Eurotiomycetes; Eurotiales; Aspergillaceae
Product: putative chromosome segregation protein Cse1
Exons: 8
Coding region: 1-2886 (961 amino acids)
Biological process (GO): protein export from nucleus; protein import into nucleus
Cellular component (GO): cytosol; nuclear envelope
Molecular function (GO): nuclear export signal receptor activity; small GTPase binding
Source: RefSeq, a predicted model, not a curated record
AUGGCUGACCAGGGAGCCGUGGCGCAGCUUCUUGCGGCAACCUUGGACCCAAGGCAAAACAAGCAAGCCGAACUUGCGCUGAAUCAGGAGGAGAAAAAACCUGGGUACUCUCUACAGCUGCUCCAAAUCACCGCAACGGAAUCCUAUCCCUACCAGACUCGUCUUGCCAGUGCGCUAUACUUUAAGAACUUCAUCAAGUACAACUAUGUUGAUGAAGAAGGCAACUACAAGCUCCCCCUUGAAGAGGUUGCGACCAUCAAGCGGGAGUUGAUCAACUUGAUGAUCUUGGUCCCCAAGGCUAUCCAGUCUCAGCUGGGUGAGGCUGUCAGCAUGAUCGCUGAUAGUGAUUUUUACGAGAGGUGGGAUACACUUGUGGAUGACCUCGUUUCAAGGCUUCAAUCGAAGAACCCGGCUGCCAAUAACGGUGUCCUACAAGUCGCACAUUCGAUUUUCAAAAAGUGGCGACCCGCGUUCCAGUCCGAUGCGUUGUACACAGAGAUCAACCACGUUCUGGAUCGAUUCGGAAAUCCGUACUUGAGAAUCUUGGAGGAUCUUGAUGCCUACCUCGAAGAGAACAAAUCGAAUAAGGAGAAUCUCGUUCUCGGAUUCGAGCAGCUCAACCUGAUGAUCAAAUUGAUGUACGAUCUGUCUUGCCACGACCUGCCUCCCAUGUUCGAAGAGCACAUUUCCGUCAUUGCCGGCCUUUUGCUCAAAUACCUCACCUACGAUAACCAAUUGCUCCACACCGAUGAUGAAUCAGAGGCCGGAGUUUUGGAGUUUUGCCGAGCUGGAAUAUUCGAGGUCUUGACCCUUUUCGUGCAGAAAUUCAUGGAUGAUUUCAAGCCUCAUGUAGAUGGCUUCGUCCAGAGCUCUUGGGCCUUCCUGGCCACCAUCGGGCAAGAAACGAAAUAUGACAUCCUGGUCAGCAGAGCUUUGAACUUCUUGACUUCGAUCGUGAGCAUUCCAGAGCAAGCCGCUGUCUUCCAGGACGAAACCACCCUCAGUCAGAUCAUCGAGAAAGUCAUCUUGCCCAGCGUCAGUCUCCGUGAAUCAGAUGAAGAACUGUUUGAGGAUGAACCCAUUGAAUUCAUUCGGCGGGAUCUCGAAGGAUCCGAUACCGACACGAGACGGCGGGCUGCUACCGACUUCUUGAGAAAACUUGCGGAGAAAUUCGAAGCCUCAGUGACGAAGAGCGUGCUCAAGUAUACCGAACAUUACCUUGCUGAAUAUGCCAAGGACCCAGCCUCUAACUGGAAGGCGAAGGAUACGGCAACCUACCUUUACUCCGCCAUUGCAGCAAAGGGAGUUGCCACUGCGAGCCACGGAGUCACCGCCACUAACUCGCUGGUCAGCGUCGCUGACUACUUCCAAAAAUACCUUGCUGCGGACCUGGUAUCCGGCGACGUCCACCCCAUUCUCAAGAAAGACGCGAUCAAGUAUCUGUACGUCUUCCGCAGCAUCAUCACAAAGGAACAGUGGCAAGAAGUGGUUCCAAUGUUGGUGAACCAACUGGGUGCCUCGAACUAUGUGAUCUACACUUACGCUGCUAUUGCUGUUGAGAGAGUCCUCUCCCUCACAGACAGCACGAACCAGCCCAUCAUCGCACCUAGUUCCGUGACUCCCCUUGCCAAGGACCUUUUGGAGCACAUCUUUUCCUUGAUCGAAAAGGAUCCGUCCCCACCUAAGUUGCAGGAGAAUGAGUUCUUGAUGAAAUGUGCCAUGAGAGUUUUGAUCGUGAUCAAGGAAGGAGUGGUACCGUUCACCGAUACUAUUCUCCAGCAUCUCAUCAACAUCACUCAAGUGAUCAGCGAAAACCCGAGCAAUCCCAAAUUCUACUACUUCCAUUUCGAAGCAAUGGGAGCUUUCAUUCGGUUUGCUGCGCCCGCUAACCCCGAGAAGCUCGAGCAAGCCCUGUACCCUCCAUUUGCCGGAAUCCUCCAAGGAGAUGUACAAGAAUUCAUGCCCUACGUGUUCCAGCUCUUCGCCGCUCUCUUGGAAGCCAAUCCGUCCGGAACCUUGCCCGAUUACUAUCAGAAUUUGAUCGCGCCCAUCCUUUUGCCUGUUAUGUGGGAUCCGAAAAGAGGCAACAUUCCUGCGCUCGUACGCCUUUUGUCGUCUAUCAUCCCUCGUGGUGCUCAAUACAUUCUUGAGAACCAGCAGCUCGAGUCUGUUCUCGGUGUCUUCCAGAAGUUGAUUGCACUGAAGGCCUACGAGAGCCAAGCCUUCGACCUUCUGGAGGCUGUGGUUGCAAACUUCCCACCCGCCACCCUUGAGCAGUACUUCGUCUCCGUUAUGAGCAUCAUUCUCACCCGCCUUCAAAACCGCAAAACAGAAGGCUUGUCACUGCGAUUCGUCCGCUUCUAUCACUUCAUCUCUGCACAUGAUGACAAGGGCUACAGCGCUGAUUUCUUCAUCCAAGUUGUGGACAAGGUGCAAGAAGGCUUGUUUACCCCCAUCUAUCUGAACGUCAUUCUGCCGGAGACGCAGAAGCUUGCUCGCCCGUUGGACCGCAAAACGGCGGUGCUGUCCUUCACCAAGACUCUCGCCAGCUCAGAAGCCUUUGCCACUCGCUACAAGAAGGGAUGGGGCUUCACCUGCACGGCACUGCUGAAGCUGCUGGAACUCCCGCCCCUUCCGGCUAGCAAGGAGGACAUCAUUGCCGAGCACGACGUGGAAGACAUGGCAUUUGGCGUAGGUUUCACGGCUUUGAACACUAUUCGGCAGCAGACUGUGGACCCGUGGCCCGACACGGGCGCGGAUCUCAAAGCUUGGGUUGGCCAGUACUUGAAGGAGGCGGAUAAGAAGACCAACGGACGGGUUUCUGCAUUCGCCCAGGAGCGCCUGGAUGCCCAGGCUCAGACGGUGCUCAGCAGCUACAUUGCAUGA